Messenger RNA from Alternaria arborescens, 465 nucleotides. RefSeq lists its product as hypothetical. The transcript has a single exon. NCBI's taxonomy places the organism in Eukaryota, Fungi, Ascomycota, Dothideomycetes, Pleosporales, Pleosporaceae. The record is from RefSeq and is a predicted model, not a curated record. The coding region runs from base 1 to 465 and encodes 154 amino acids.
AUGCAAUGUUCUGGGACUCCAGUCCACAAACUAACCUGCGCCCACACCAUCCACGCUUCCUUUCUACAACCAACAACCUCCUCAAAAUGUGCCCCUAACUGCGCUGCUGUUAACUUUUCCACCACCGCCGAACCCUCCUUUCUCUGUCCUACAUGCUACGAGUCCACCCUCCGUGACGAAUAUCAAGAGUUUGUAAAGCGCUGCAAGAAAAAAGCCAAGGAAGGUGGGUGCAACAUAGAGAUCUUUGUGUGUGAGCUUAAGGAAGAUUGCGAUCAUGGAAAAUUGGUAGGGAAGGAGUGGAUGAAGGGGGUUCAUACCUGGUGUACUGUUUUCCUGGGUCACAAGAGUUUCGAGAAAUUGGUGAAGGAGAGUUACAGACGGAAGGUGGAGAUGGAGAAAAUAAGGAGUUGCAAGGCUGUAGAUGGGGAGUUUGAGGAAGAAGUAGAGGCAUCUGCUGCAUGCUGA